Messenger RNA from Impatiens glandulifera, 1658 nucleotides. RefSeq names its product omega-3 fatty acid desaturase, endoplasmic reticulum-like. The coding region runs from base 195 to 1382 and encodes 395 amino acids. The record is from RefSeq and is a predicted model, not a curated record. Gene Ontology annotation, biological process: lipid metabolic process. NCBI's taxonomy places the organism in Eukaryota, Viridiplantae, Streptophyta, Magnoliopsida, Ericales, Balsaminaceae. Gene Ontology annotation, molecular function: oxidoreductase activity, acting on paired donors, with oxidation of a pair of donors resulting in the reduction of molecular oxygen to two molecules of water. The transcript is spliced from 9 exons.
ACCUACUCUCUAUUCAUUUCUUACUUCUCACCUCUGCAGCUCCGCUUUUGGAGUUGCCAAUUUCACACAUUUAUUUUCUAUAACCUAAUUCUCUCUCUCUAUAUCUCUCUCUGUGUGUGUUUUUGUGUGUGUGUGUGAGAGAGAGAACGGUGGCUGCUUAUCUCCAUUAGCCAUUUUCUUGGGACAAUUCCAAGAUGCAGGGCGUUCAAGGUGCUAAUAAUGGACUGAGCAAGGUUAACUCUGGUGCUGUGAAGAAGACUGAGAAUGGUAGUGGUGGUGGUGAAGAAUAUGACUUUGAUUUUGAUCCAAGUGCCCCUCCACCGUUUAAGAUUGCUGACAUAAGGGCUGCUAUCCCCAAGCACUGCUGGGUCAAGAACCCAUGGAGGUCCAUGAGCUAUGUUUUUAGGGAUAUCAUUGUUGUUGUUGCCUUGGCCUCUUUAGCUAUUUACCUCGACAAUUGGGCGUUUUGGCCUAUUUAUUGGGUUGCACAGGGGACAAUGUUUUGGGCCUUCUUUGUUCUAGGACACGACUGUGGGCAUGGAAGCUUUUCGGAUAGUGCUCUGCUGAACAGCGUGGUUGGCCAUGUUCUUCAUAGCUUCAUCCUAGUCCCUUAUCAUGGCUGGAGAAUCAGCCACAGAACUCAUCACCAAAACCAUGGGAACGUCGAGAAAGAUGAGUCAUGGGUGCCGUUGCCGGAGAAAAUGUAUAAUAGUCUAGAUUCCUCAACCAAGUUCUUGAGGUUCAAAAUUCCUUUCCCUCUGUUUGCAUAUCCAAUAUACUUGUGGUGGAGGAGCCCAGGAAAGACAGGUUCACAUUUCAAUCCUUACAGUGAUCUGUUCCAUCCAAGUGAGAAGAAUGAAGUCACUGUCUCAACUCUUUGCUGGAGUUUAAUGGCUGCCAUUCUUUUCAUCUCAUCCACCAUAAUAGGCCUUCCUCAAUUGCUUAAGGUUUAUGGAGUCCCAUACUUGAUUUUUGUGGCAUGGCUAGAUCUCGUCACCUAUUUGCAUCACCACGGUCACGAGGAAAAGCUCCCCUGGUAUCGUGGCAAGGAAUGGACUUAUCUUAGGGGAGGACUAACGACAGUGGACCGCGAUUAUGGUGUGAUCAACAACAUCCACCACGACAUCGGCACACAUGUCAUCCACCACCUAUUCCCACAAAUGCCACAUUAUCACUUAGUUGAAGCGACAAAGGCUGCUAAACCGAUACUGGGUAAGUACUACAGAGAGCCAAAGAGAUCAGGUCUGUUCCCGUUUCACCUGUUUGGUAAUCUCUCAAGAAGCAUGAGGGAAGACCACUAUGUCAGCAACGAGGGAGAUGUGGUCUAUUACCAAACCGAUCCUCGUCUUUAUGGCUUUCCAGAGCCAACCAAGAAUAAGUAAUCUUACACCAUUUUUAUAACCCUGAAAGAACAAAAAAAAAGAAAGAAAAGGAAAGGAAAGUCAUCAUUGAUUGCUGCUGCUAUUAUUUCUAUUGUGAUCUUGUUGUGGCUGUGGGUGAUUGAUCACCUACCCUUAUCUCAUCUAUUAUUACUGUUAUGUAGAACUUGUUGGUUGAGUAGUCUUCUUCCUAGUUAAGAUUACAUUUUUUACCAUUAUGUCGAACCUCAAAUUUUGUUUGUUUCGAAUAAUUUGAUCUUUUAUUCUCUGUUUCCUAUU